AACGAUGGUGUUGCUGUUUUCUACAUGCAUGAUUCACUAGUCACAUUGACUGGUCCGAACAACGUUAUUGGAAGAUCUCUUGUCAUCCAUGAUGGUGUAGAUGACUUAGGUCGUGGCGAUCAUCCCGACAGCAACAAAACUGGCAACGCAGGAGGACGCUUUGCCUGCGGUGUGAUCGGCACGGUGAGCAACCUUACGCAAGGAGAACACGGCUUUCAUGUUCAUGAAACAGGCAAUCUGUCUAUGAAUUGUACGGCUGCUGGGGGUCACUUCAAUCCUACCAACAUGACUCAUGGAGCCCCCAAUGCUAUAACGCGACAUGUUGGCGAUCUUGGGAACAUUGUGGCAGGAAUGAAUGGAGUGGCAACGAUCAUGAUUAUAGACAGACAAAUCUCAUUGAGAACAGGAUCACGUAACAGUAUCAUUGGAAGAGCUAUAGUCGUACAUGAUGGCAGGGACGACCUGGGCCUUGGUGGCAAUGCUACGAGCCUUAUCACAGGCAAUGCUGGAACCCGCUUUGGUUGUGGAAUCAUUAGACUUGUUAAUUAA
Strongylus vulgaris is the source of this 549-nucleotide messenger RNA. The record is from the annotation of a GenBank genome assembly. Lineage: Eukaryota; Metazoa; Nematoda; Chromadorea; Rhabditida; Strongylidae.